CCAGGUUUAACAGAACCUACAUAAAAAACUAUGUCGUUUUGGUUAUAGGGUUUUCAAUUUCCAGUUUCACUCAGAAGCACAAAAGCUAAAGCCGUGAACCGUUCUCUUUUUGUUGCCUCUUGAGUGUUGCCUCAUCCUGCUCAUCAAUCUCUCGCUUCUUCGCACUUUUAUGCAAAACUCGAGCUCAAUCUGUCCUUUAAACCCUAAUCUUUCCAAUAGUCAUUGCCAACAAUAAUUAAAAACCUCGCGUAUCUCAGCAGUUGCCAUCCUCUCUAUUCUAAUCUUUCUUGAUUUCUCCAAGUCUCCGACUCUCUCAUCUUGCAAGCCACCAUCGACGACUCUUCCAUUCCUAGAACAGCCUUUUCACUCUGACGGAAACUGCAGUAAAACGUUCUCCCGUCAGUCACUGCUGCUCUUUUUUAAUCCAUCUUUCUAGCUCAAGGGCAUUGAGAGUUUCUUUUGUGGAAAGAUGAGUUUGAUUUCUCAAAAUGUUGGCUCUAAAAACAGAGACAAGACUAGAAAGGAGGAGACUGAUAAACCUGCAUUUAUGGAAGGAAAUAAAGAGGGUGAUGGUAGAGAAUAUGAUUUGGUUAUAUCAAAAGCCAAAAGGAGAAGGAAAGAAAACGAAGAGCUUGAUGAAGGAAGGGAAAUGAAAAGGUUGGAGAAUUUUUUGUUUGGGUCCCUAUACUCUCCUAUUGAAUUUGGAAAAAAUGAUGAGACUAGGGAUGGUUCUGCUUCAUUCUUUGUGGACCGUUCGGCAAAUAGCGAAUUGUCUGUUUAUGAGGAGGAUUCCGAAUUCAAUGAGAAAAGUGACCUUGAAGAAGAAACUAAACAAGGGAAAGCUGUAUGGGUUGAUGAUGAAGAGGAAAAGGCCACAAUUAAUAUUUCUAAGAUUAAUAGGUUAAGAAAACUUAGGAAGGAAGAGGAUGAGAGCUUGAUUUCAGGUCGGGAAUAUGUUGCAAGAUUAAGGGUUCAUCAUGCAAAGUUGAAUCCAGGAACUGAGUGGGCUCGACCUGGUUUUCAGUCAAGAGAUGAUAGUGAAUCAUCAGAUGAAGGAAAUGGCUUUGCAGCAGCACAUGGUUAUGAGGAUGCUGAAUUUUUUAGUGAUAUUCUUCGAACAAAUGAAGAUCUUGUAGUGAAGAGCAGGUCGAAACUGUUGCCUGGGCGUCUUGAGUACUCAAGACUUGUUGAUGCAAAUGCUCAGGAUGCAUCCAAUGGUCCAAUAAAUUCAGUGCAGUUCCAUCGGAAUGCACAGUUGCUACUUGCUGCUGGAUUAGAUCGGAGGCUAAGGUUUUUUCAAAUUGAUGGUAAACGGAAUACAAAAAUACAAAGUAUCUUCAUUGAGGAUUGCCCCAUUCACAAGGCAUCAUUCUUACCUGAUGGAUCACAGGUUGUUAUAGCAGGAAGAAGAAAAUUCUUUUACAGCUUUGAUUUAGUGAAAGCAAAAGUUGAUAAAAUUGGCCCCUUAGUUGGCAGGGAGGAGAAGAGCUUGGAAGUUUUUGAGGUUUCCCCAGAUUCUAGCACGAUUGCUUUUGUGGGGAAUGAAGGUUAUAUCUUGUUGGUGUCAUCCAAAACAAAGGAGCUUAUUGGGACUCUGAAGAUGAAUGGAACUGCUCGUUCUUUAGCUUUUGCAGAUGAUGGGCAACAAUUAUUGAGCCAUGGAGGUGAUGGACAGGUCUAUCACUGGGAUUUGAGAACCAGGACAUGCAUUCAUAAGGCUGUUGAUGAAGGUUGUAUAAAAGGCACAGCACUUUGCAGUUCUCCAUAUGGAAAUUUAUUUGCUGCUGGUUCAGAUAGUGGCAUAGUAAAUGUUUACAACAGGGAGGAAUUUUUAGGUGGAAAGAGAAAGCCAAUCAAGGCAAUUGAAAAUUUGACCACUAAAGUGGAUUUUUUGAAAUUUAAUUAUGAUGCUCAGAUAUUAGCCAUUUGCUCACACAUGAAGAAGAAUAGUUUAAAGUUGAUACAUGUCCCAUCAUUUACUACCUUCUCUAACUGGCCUCCUCCAAAUAGGUCCCUGCAGUAUCCCCGCUGUUUAGAUUUCAGUCCUGGUGGAGGUUUCAUGGCUGUAGGAAAUGCUGCUGGGAAAGUAUUGUUAUACAAGCUACACCAUUACCAGCAUGCAUAGAAGGUAUAUGAGAAAUGGCAGAACCCCCAUUGUUGACCUUAAAUCAGGUAGGAAAUUCCCUUAUUCUGUGAGGUGUUGAGUUGAUUGAGGUUCGAAGAGAGUUAGCAAAUGUACAAGUGCCACUUAUUUUUGCAUGCAGGUGCUUCUCAAUAUCUUGGAGGUUAUUAAGGUAGCUUUGUUUUCAAAUUUUUGGUUAUACAUCUGUCAAUCAAGUUUUGUUUCAGUAGUCAUUUGAUGGUUGUAAGAUCUUCAGCAUUUUCCGGCAUCAACUUUAGACAUAGAAGAAUUUUCUACAAUGAAUUUUAUUAAUUUUAAAUUACAUGUUGUUCUCCUUGUUA
Molecule: messenger RNA, 2463 nt
Organism: Jatropha curcas
Lineage: Eukaryota; Viridiplantae; Streptophyta; Magnoliopsida; Malpighiales; Euphorbiaceae
Product: Transducin/WD40 repeat-like superfamily protein
Biological process (GO): rRNA processing
Cellular component (GO): Pwp2p-containing subcomplex of 90S preribosome; small-subunit processome
Molecular function (GO): protein binding
Source: RefSeq, a predicted model, not a curated record